AUGUCCUACAACAAGCCGGCCAGUCCGCCCCCUUCCUACCAAGCCCCGGCUUACUCCGGCAACUUCCACCAGAACGCGCCGAGCCCCAGUCCCGGACCUGGCGCCGCAGGCGAUUAUUACGGCGGUCAGCAGCAACAGGUCGGAUACUACCCGCAGCAACAAGGGUAUCCGCAGCAAGGCUACGGCGGUGGUUAUCCUCAGCAACAACCGGGUGGUUAUUACGGCGGUCAGAGCCCGAUGCAAUACCCGCAACAACAAUAUCCUCAACAAGGAUACCCAACUCAGCAGUACCAAGACGAUCGCGGCCGUCACAGCGGGGGUGGAUCUGGCGCUGGUGGCAUUUGUGCUGGUAUCAUGGCUGCAAUGGCAUGCUGUUGUUGCUUGGACAUUUUGUUCUAG
Penicillium waksmanii is the source of this 399-nucleotide messenger RNA. RefSeq lists its product as uncharacterized. The record is from RefSeq and is a predicted model, not a curated record. NCBI's taxonomy places the organism in Eukaryota, Fungi, Ascomycota, Eurotiomycetes, Eurotiales, Aspergillaceae. The transcript is spliced from 2 exons. Bases 1 to 399 code for a protein of 132 amino acids.